Messenger RNA from Cadophora gregata, 468 nucleotides. It is a transcript of the gene FIS1, whose product is annotated as mitochondrial membrane protein. NCBI's taxonomy places the organism in Eukaryota, Fungi, Ascomycota, Leotiomycetes, Helotiales, Ploettnerulaceae. The record is from RefSeq and is a predicted model, not a curated record. Gene Ontology annotation, biological process: mitochondrial fission; peroxisome fission; autophagy of mitochondrion. Gene Ontology annotation, molecular function: protein binding. The coding region runs from base 1 to 468 and encodes 155 amino acids. Gene Ontology annotation, cellular component: peroxisomal membrane; mitochondrial outer membrane. The transcript is spliced from 4 exons.
AUGGGUUCCUCUCUUCCAUAUGCUGCUGAUGCAGAAAGCCCACUGAAACCUGCCGAGCUACAAGUCCUACGAUCACAGUACGAGAAAGAGGGAGAACAUGUUGGAGUACAAACGAAGUUCAACUUUGCAUGGGGUUUGAUUAAAUCGAAUACCCGUCAAGAUCAGCAAGAAGGCGUCCGCCUCCUUUCAGACAUCUUCCGUACCUCCCCAGAACGCAGACGAGAAUGUCUGUAUUAUUUGGCACUGGGAAACUACAAGCUUGGAAACUACGCAGAGGCACGGCGCUACAACGAUUUACUGCUUGAGAAGGAGCCGGCAAACUUGCAGGCGAGUAGUUUAAGGGGCUUGAUUGAUGAUAAGGUUGCAAAGGAGGGCUUGAUGGGCGUUGCUAUCCUCAGUGGAGUUGCGAUUGCUGCAGGUGUGGUUGGAGGAAUGAUAUUCAAAGGAAUGGGAAGGAGGACGAGAUAG